Messenger RNA from Uranotaenia lowii, 2428 nucleotides. RefSeq names its product nucleolar transcription factor 1-like. The transcript has 5 exons. The record is from RefSeq and is a predicted model, not a curated record. Bases 217 to 2313 code for a protein of 698 amino acids. NCBI's taxonomy places the organism in Eukaryota, Metazoa, Arthropoda, Insecta, Diptera, Culicidae.
UAUCGACCAGGCUUUCAAUUAAAAGCGUGCCGGACUCAAUUUCGGUUCCUCUUGUUUUAAAAUUAAAUUUUUUGUGUGAUUUUCACCUGUUUCCUACCAAUAAGGUGGCUCAAAGUAAUCCAUUUUAACGACGUUAAGUGGCAAGGCAGCUGAAGAUUUUCUGUGCAGCCUUUCGUCGGUCCGACUGAGAAGCCUUUGGAAAGACACUCCGCAACGAUGCGCAAACGAUCGAUGUCCAUGUUUUCCCCGCGGGGAGACAACCGGCUGUCCAAAAAGUUCGAAGGAAUUCAAUCGGAUCAGGAGAAUCGGUCCGAUUCGGAGGAUGAAGAUGAGCAGGAGAACAACGUUAUGCUCAGUCCCACCAAGAGUGUGCUCGAUGAACCGGAAGAUACAAACCUGGCCGACUGGGGUAAGUCAGACUACGAUCAGUUGCUGGAUAAGCUGAAGGCAGCACUGCCGAAGAAGGAACAGCACAGCUACAAAUCGACGCUGCAAGGCAUUGACUGGUCCAAGGUGUCGAUUGCCGGCCGCAGCACCAAGGAAAUCCAGAAUACGACAAACGCGCUCGUUGCGAAAGUUCGCAAAUACAGGACCCUGGCAGAAAUACUCGGUGAUAUUCCGGAGCUGGUCACAAAGUUGUUGACCGUUAAUAAACCUAAGCCACCCCUGUCCGCAUAUAAUAUGUUUAUGAAAGAUUUUAAAGAACAGAACGAACACAUUAAGGGCACCGACGUAUUCAGGCAGGGUGCCAUUGAGUUCAAGGCUUUGAGCGAAAAGAAACGAAAGCGAUACGACGAAGCUGCCGAACGGGCUAAAGUUAAAUACAAAAAGUCUCUCGAGCAGUACUACAUCGAUAACCCAGAGUUGGCCCCAAAACCAAAAGACAAAACCAGUCGGAAGGGUAAAUCGUCGAGCAAAGAACUUGUCAAAACACCAUUCAAUUUGUUCUACCAAAGUCGCCGAGAAACGUCCGACAACAUCACCAUCCAGCAAGCCCGCAAAGAAUGGGAAGAACUGGCUUUCAAGAAGAAAUUAAAGUAUAUCCAACAGUCGUUCGAAGCGGAAUCAUCCGACGAUGCCAGCCGUAAGAAGCUGCUCAACAAGAAGGAACAGCAAAUGCUCGAGACGUUCCACGGAAAGCCGGAAUUCAUGGGGCGAUCGGCGUUCGAAUAUUUCAAACGCAAGAUGCGUCCCACAGUCGAAAACAUGACUCCCCAGGGUCGGGAACGUCGUUUGAUCGACAUGUACAAAGAGCUGAGCGAAAAGGCUGUACUGGAUUUGAAGCGAGAAUAUUUGGAUGCUCGUGAAAAAUAUGUCAAAAAGUACCAGGCCUACAUCGAAAAGCUACCGGAGGACAAACGGCAAGCCGAAAUUGACGUGCUGAUGUCAUUGACACAGAAGAACAAGAAAAAGCGGAAACCUGACGAUCCCACAGUUGCCGAUCCUCAAGACGAGGAAACUGGUUAUCCAGAAUCCGCGGAAGACGAUCCACCAACGGCAGAAUCGACAACUAUCGCUAAAAAGUCGAAGAAGAAAUCCGAACCAAUCGAUGAGUCUGAUACCGUAACCAAAAAAGCCAAGAAGAAACAGAUCCCUGAACCGGAGGAAACCAUAGUCCCUAAAAAAUCCAAGAAAAAGCAUGCUACACCGCCCCCAGAAUCGGACGAGGAUGAUGAAGAUGAAGAAGAUCGGGCACCAUCCCCUACUAAAAAAUCGAAACUUAUGGGUCCUCCGCUAUCCCCGGUUAAGGCAAACAAAAAAUCCAACCAGGACCAGAACAAUACCGGAACGGAUUCCGAUGCAAGCACAUCUUCAGACAAGCAGACAGGAAAGGGUUCCAAGAAAAAACGGCAGCCGGAACCGUUCGUUGAUCCGGAACCGGUGCGAAGCGCCAAGAAUGGCAAGAACGUGGCCAAGGAGCACCCGACUGUGGUCAAGGAGGAACACAAGGGUACCGUUAAGGAGGAACCGAAAUCGAAGGGACCACCGGAGAAGCCGCCGAACGACCCGGAAGAGUUCUACCGGCAACGAAUCUACAAGGGCAAGGUAGGCCGGCACAAGGAGUCCUACUCCAACCUGUCGACCGCCAAGAAGCAUGAAAUCGCCGAACAGAUGAAGGCAGCCCAGAAGAAGUACCUGGUCGAGUUCGAGAGCUUCCUGAAGGCCCUUCCCCGGGAUCAGAUCCGCAAGUACAUCCAAAACGCCAACAACCAACAGAAGUCCCGGCCCCAGGAAGCCGCGUCCAGCAGCGAGGAGGAAGAAAGCGAAAGCGGUUCAGGCGAGGAAGAAUCGGACGAUGAAAGUGACGAGUAGAAUAUACCUGCGGUAAACAUGUUUACAAAGUAUCUUUGUAUGAGUUUUUGUUAUAAGAACAAACCAUAUUUUUAACCAAUUUUAUUGAGUUCCGAUUUCCAAUAAAUUUCAUUGA